Kogia breviceps (pygmy sperm whale) is the source of this 1247-nucleotide messenger RNA. NCBI's taxonomy places the organism in Eukaryota, Metazoa, Chordata, Mammalia, Artiodactyla, Physeteridae. The record is from RefSeq and is a predicted model, not a curated record.
GCCUGAAUUAGCAUCUUAGCACAGCAUCAAGCCCGAGCUCAGCCCCAGCCCCAGCCCGGGUCCAGCCACAGCCCAGGACCCAGCAUGGCGAGGGACUUUCAGGACAUCCAGCAGCUGGGCUCUGAGGAGAACGACCACCAGCUCUGCAGAGGUGAGGGCCCAGGCGCUCACGGGCACAGUCCCAGGAGAGAAGAUCCGUUCUGGAAAGGGAUGCCUCCACCCCAGCUCUUGGUCCUGCAGCGUCUCUGCUCCAAGCUCCGCCUCGGUCUGCUUGUCCUGGGCUUCAACAUCCUGCUGCUGGUGGCUGUGUGUGUGAUGGGGUCCCAAAGAGCACAGCUGCAAGUGGAGCUGCAGACCCUGAAGGAAACUUUCAGCAACUUCUCCUCGAGCACCUUGACGGAGAUCCUGGCUCUAAGCUCCCAUGGAGGCAGCGCUGGUGACAAGGUGACAUCUCUGGAAGCCAAGCUGGAAAAACAGCAGCAAGACCUGAAAGCAGAUCAUGCCACUUUGCUGCUUCAUCUGAAGCACUUCCCGGUGGAUAUGCGCACGCUGGCUUGUCAGAUGGCGUUCCUCCAGAGCAACGGCACAGAAUGCUGCCCCGUGAACUGGGUGGACUAUGAAGGCAGCUGCUACUGGUUCUCUCGUUCGGGGAAGCCCUGGCCCGAGGCUGAGAAGUACUGCCAGCUGGAGGACGCCCACCUGGCGGUCAUCAACUCCAGAGAGGAACAGAAAUUCAUUGCACAACACACGAACCCCUUUCAUACCUGGAUAGGCCUCACUGACAGUGAUGGCUCCUGGAGAUGGGUGGAUGGUACAGACUAUAGACACAACUAUAAGAACUGGGCCGCCACUCAGCCUAAUGACUGGCAGGGGCACGAGCUGGGGGGCAGCGAGGACUGUGCUGAGAUCCGGGGGGACGGCCGCUGGAACGACGAUUUCUGCCAGCAAGUGAAACGCUGGGUGUGUGAGAUAAAGCGGAACAUCACCAUCUAGACCUCUGACCUCCAGCAGACCUCUGACCUGCAAGACACCCUGCCCGCCUCCAAGUCCUCCACUGGGUAUUUUGAAGAAAGGAAGAAGAGAGUCCUCAGAGGCGUGGGGAGGGGUUGAGGAGACAUAGAAGGGGGUGGUCGAAGAAGCUCAGACCCUGGGGAGACUGAGAUCCUGCCUCCUUCUGAAAGUCACUGUAAUCACUAUUAUAAUUUUUGGCCUCCUCAAUGGAGUAGGAAACGGACAGAUACUUGAAA